Molecule: messenger RNA, 5061 nt
Organism: Cyanistes caeruleus (blue tit)
Lineage: Eukaryota; Metazoa; Chordata; Aves; Passeriformes; Paridae
Source: RefSeq, a predicted model, not a curated record
GUGUCGCCUCGUCCUUCCCGUGCCCCGGACCCCCUUCCCCGGAACCGAGCGAUCCGAACCCCUGAGAGCGCCGGCUCGCUGCCGGCGAGGGCGAGCGGAGACACCGGCAUUGCUUCUCCGCGCUUUUACACGGGCUCGGAGUGAGGCUGGACCUGCUGCAGGGUGACGGGGCUGUGCAGGGCGGGGAGCUCCUCGGGAUGCUGUAGCCGUCAGACCGCCCUCGGCUCCACCCGGGAAAGGCACACAGCAGAAAGGAGCUGGACCUGCAAACCUGGAAACUCUCUGAGCUGGAAAAAGCCUGGGUUUAGUCCUGCAGAGCAGCGGCUGCCGUGGGGCUCCGUGUGUGCCGGUUCGUUUUCACCCCGUGUCCUCUUGAAGUGACGGGCUCAGAGCGAGACCCCUCCCCAGACAUCUGUAAGUAAUAAUGAGGGGCUUGAUUCCCAGCUGCGUUUUUGACCUGGCGGCCCUGGUCCUCUGCCGGCUCUUGGCGUGACGAGGGCGGAGGAGCGGGCCGGGCCGGAGCGCGCCAUGGCCGAGAAGUGCGACUGCAUGGCCAGCAUGUACGGCUACGACCUGGGCUGCCGCUUCGUCAACUUCCGCCCGCUGGGCUUCGGGGCCAACGGGCUGGUGCUGUCGGCCCUGGACAGCCGCAGCUGCCGCAAGGUGGCCGUGAAGAAGCUGACCCUGGGCGACGCGCGCAGCAUGAAGCACGCCUUCCGCGAGAUCAAGAUCAUCCGCCGCCUCGACCACGAGAACAUCGUCAAGGUCUACGAGGUGCUGGGCCCCAAGGGCGCCAACCUGCGCGGCGACUUCUUCAAGUUCAACAUGGUGUACAUCGUGCAGGAGUACAUGGAGACGGACCUGGCGCGGCUGCUGGAGCAGGGCAAGCUGGCCAAGGAGCACGCCAAGCUCUUCAUGUACCAGCUGCUGCGCGGGCUCAAGUACAUCCACUCGGCCAACGUCCUGCACCGCGACCUCAAGCCGGCCAACAUCUUCAUCAGCACGGAGGACCUGGUGCUGAAGAUCGGUGACUUUGGCCUGGCCAGGAUCGUGGAUCAGCACUACUCGCACAAGGGUUACCUGUCUGAAGGCUUGGUGACGAAGUGGUACCGCUCCCCCCGUCUCCUCCUGUCGCCCAACAACUACACCAAAGCCAUCGACAUGUGGGCAGCGGGCUGCAUCCUGGCCGAGAUGCUGACUGGGAGGAUGCUCUUUGCCGGGGGCCACGAGCUGGAGCAGAUGCAGCUGAUCCUGGAGACAAUCCCUGUGAUCCACCAGGAGGACAAGGAGGAGCUGCUGAAGGUGAUGCCCAUGUUCAUCAACAGCACCUGGGAGGUGCGGAAGCCGCUGCGCAAGCUGCUGCCCGAGGUGGACAGCGAAGCUAUCGAUUUUCUGGAGAAAAUACUGACAUUUAACCCCAUGGAUCGAUUAACGGCCGAGAUGGGGCUGCAGCACCCCUACAUGAGCCCCUACUCCUGCCCCGAGGACGAGCCGGUGUCUCAGCACCCGUUCCGCAUCGAGGACGAGAUCGAUGACAUCCUGCUGAUGGAAGCCAACCAGAGCCAGAUGUCCAACUGGGACAGGUACCACAUCAGCCUCUCCUCCGACCUGGACUGGAGGCACGACAAGCAGCACGACAUGGACGAGGUCCAGCGCGACCCCCGCGCCGGCUCCGAGCCCACCGCGGAGGAAGCGCAGGUCGACCCGCGGAAAUACUCGCAGAGCAGCUCGGAGAGGUUCCUGGAGCUGUCCCACUCCUCCAUGGACCGAGUCUUUGAUGCCGACUGUGGGAAGUCGUGUGAUUACAAAGUGGGAUCACCCUCCUACUUGGACAAGUUGCUGUGGAGGGACAGCAAGCCCCACCACUACUCAGAGCCCAAGCUAAUCUUGGAUUUAUCCCACUGGAAAAGGGCCACCAUCGCCCCUCCCGCUGAGCUGUCGCUGGAGGAGGAGCCGUCCAACCUCUUUCUGGAGAUUGCCCAGUGGGUGAAGAGCACGCAGGUGGGGCUGGAGUGCCCCGGCUCUCUCCCGGAGAUGCAGGAGCGCAGCCUGCCCUCCUCUCCUCACCGCCUCCACCAGGAGCCCGCCCAGGUGAGCAGCGAGACCGACCCUGAGUUUGACUUGGACGUCUUCAUCUCCAGGGCGCUGAAACUUUGCACAAAACCCGAGGAUCUUCCAGACAACAAGCUCAACGAGAUCAACGGGGCCUGCAUCUCCGAGCACCCCGGGGACAUGGUGCAGGCGGAGGCGUUCCAGAAGGAGCGGUGGUGAGGAACCCGCAGCCCCGCCGCUCCUCCCUCUUCCUCUGGGGUGGUGCGGCCGCUGCCCGGGGCCGAGCGGCUUCCCGGUGCCACUGAGCAUCCCCUUCUCACGCUGUACCAAAUGCCUUUCUCGGGAAAGGCCAGCACAAACCGCACGCCCCUUUUGAUGCCUUAGAAGUGCUUCUAAGGGGAUCGAGAGGUGCGAGUGGAAUACCGAGUUUCUUACACUGCCUUAACAACCUUGCCUUGCGAUCUCUGGGACCUGUUUGAAACUUAAAAUGUACGAGGGGAAAAAUGACUGUACAUGGUAGGUUUGCAAACAGCAGUCGAAUCGGCUUCCUUUCCUUUUCUAUAGCAACUUGAAAUGACAAGGACAAAAUUAGCAUUUUCAGUACGGUCAGACACCCUCCUGGUUGGACAGGUUCCCAAAACGCCGAGUUUUGAGCCCCUCUGAGGCGCCUGUGUGAGCACAGGUGUGGAACGAAGUGAUGCCAGCCAUCAGCCAGCAGAGAACGGAACCAGAGGCAGAGUUCGGCCAUCAGACAGAACAAUAACCCUCUGAGAAUGUUAAUGGGGAAGAAAUUUGACAUUGAAACAGUUUGCCGUUGGGGAUUUGUUUUAUUUUUUUCUGAAGAGAAGACAAAAUUUUUGCUAAGUGCAUUUUUGCUGGUUCGUGGUUUCUCACGCCAAAAUCUUCCCUUCUGUUGCACAGGGUGCAGCAGGGGAUGCACGGGGAUCUGAGCUUUCCGAGCACUUAGGAGGGCCCACGCGAUGCGUGUCAGUGUGACAGCCUGGUGCUGCGAGUCCUGCCCCGGACAGGCGAGGAGGAGGACGGGCGCUGAGAGCGGGGCGCGGUGUGUCCCGCGCCGCGACGCUGCCCGGCACCGCCCGCCACACGGACUCAGCCAGGGCACCCGCUGCUGGAAAAUGGAACCAAACUGCUCCUGGUUUUCCUCCUGACAAAGAUCUCGUGGAGAGAACCACAGUUCCCGCGGCAUUGGGUUCGAAACUGGCCGCUUUGCUCCCAGCUCCCGCGGAGGACGCUGGUGUCAGCGGGAAACUGCGUGUAAAUAGACGAAGACACAACUGAUCUACUGUAACUUCUGUUUCCAGCCACACUUCUGAGCACCUUAAUAAUCAAUCGGCUAACGAGAGUUUGUACAUGGAAGAAAUGUUCUAUACUUAUAUUCAAUGCAACUCGGCAGCUUUUUAACGGGAGGUCUGUAAAUAGUGCCAUACGAGACAGUCUCUGCUUUCCUCGCCAUCCUGCCGCGCGCCGUCCGGCACAGCGGCGCCGCUUGCAUUUGUAAAAGAGGAACUGCUGUAUUUAGUGCUGCAAGGCCCACAUUCGACUACUGCCAUAUGAAUUAUUUCCAGCCUUUUAACAAGCUAAAUGCUCUGAGAUGUGAAGAGGACUCGCGUGAGGCUCGCAUAACCAACAGCGGAGUUUGCUGUGCUAGCCCUGGGUUCUGUUCGUGCUGGGACCUGGGAGCAGGCCUCGACAAGCCCAAACAUGUGUUCUUACUGUGAAGAUCUCACACCAGGGUGAUGGAAACGCCACUGCUCCAGCUGAAGAGCGGCGCUGGCGUGAGGCUGCGUGGGUGGGACAGGGUGCAGGUCCAGGUGCAGGGGUGGAGAAGGCGUUUGGAAGGCAAAGCUGACGGAGACAGCCUCGGAAGGGCAAAGCCAUUUGUCUCCAGUCCUUGCUUUGAGUGUUUGGACGUCCCCCAGAGAGGUUUAGAAAGGGGAAAUGAGAUGGAAGCGGAGGUUUGGUUCCUGGCGUGUUGCAGAUGAUUGAUAUACCUCAGCGAAAGCUCAGCACUUUGACUGGUGGCGGGGAAGGAGCCGGCCCUGCGCCUCCUGGAGCAGAUCCAGCCGGCCCACGGCUCGCUGUCCCGCUUGGCCUUGCCUGGCAGAGGCUGGAGAGGGACUGCAGGGCUUGGGACAGGCCAUGCCAGGGGAGGAGAAGGUGCAGGAGCCUCAGCUGUGUCCCAGGGGCUGUCCCAGAACCCAGCAGUGCUCUCCGGAGGGAGAGGCAGCGGCGUCGCAGGCAGCUCGUGGUCAGGCGCUGGGGAGCCAGCAGAGCUCAGACCCGCGGGAUGAGAGUAGCACGGUGACAGAGGACUCUGAAACUCUCCUGAUGGAACAGCCCUGGAACUCUGAACCUCUCCUGAUGGACAGAACAGCCCUGGAACUCUGAACCUCUCCUGAUGGACAGAACAGCCCUGGAACUCUGAACCUCUCCUGAUGGAACAGCCCUGGAACUCUGAACCUCUCCUGAUGGACAGAACAGCCCUGGAACUCUGAACCUCUCCUGAUGGACAGAACAGCCCUGGAACUCUGAACCUCUCCUGACAGAACAGUCCUGGGCCACCGUGGGGUGAACAGGAGAGCCCGGGCUGCUCAAGCCGCCCCAGCGCUCUCCUCACCAGGCACCGGUGGCCACGUCCCUGACACCAGAAGCCAUUUCCCAUGGGCUGUUACUUCUCCACAGGCCAGCAGGACUAUUUAUUAUGGCCAUGAAAGAAACAGUUUUGCUUUUGAGUGUUGUCUGGGGGGCCCCCGAUCAAAGUGUGGAAUUGACUCUGUAACACACUGACAGAGCGCGUUGCUGCCACUCCGGAUUUCUCAUCUCGCUUCGUGAGCUUUUAUUUAAUGUUGUUCUAAAACCUCAGCAUCACGUGCUGGGAAAAGGGGAUAAGAGGGAUGGCUUUAAUUUGUUACCUGAGUGUGCUUAGCUGAUCACAAGCCAGAUCUGUCUCUCAUUUGCAGAAAUAAAGUGUAAGGCCUGAGCCUUCCA